UACAACACAACUCAAUUGGUCUUUUUGGAAUAAAACAGAACCAUUCAACAAACAAGAAGCAAGUUUCUUUCAACAAUGGCCAACUCCAAGAACAAAGCCAAGAAGUUAUCCUACAUCUCCGUUCCAUCUCAGAUCAUCAACUCCAUUUCAUCUUCUUCAUUGCAAUCUCUCCUUGAAUCCCCCAAGAAAUCUUCUUCAAGACCAACCUCCAUGAACAAGUUCUUCAACUUCAACUUCACCAGCCCAAGACUCUUCUUCUCCACACUCUUCUUCAUUGGCUUAUUCGGCAUGAUCAAGUUCGGAUUCGACGUUGACAUCCCCUUUUCCCCUUACCCAUGUUCCAUUUCUCUCCCACAACAACACCAACACUCCCAAUUGCAAUCAAAAUCAAAACUUGGAGCUGUUUCUAAGGUUGAUGAAUCAGUUCAUAAUGCUGAGAAAGAAGGGGUCUUUAAUGCUGCUACUAAUUCUUUGUCUCAGUCACAUACUGUGGUUUCUAAUGUGCAGUUACAAGCAAGAGGGUCUAAUGUUGAUGGUGAAGAGGUUGUUGAGAAGAGUGAGUUUUGGAAGCAACCAAAUGGGUUAGGGUACAAGCCAUGCUUGGAAUUCAGUAGGGAUUAUAGAAUGGCAAGUGAAGGUGUUGUGAAGGAGAGAAGGAAGUAUCUAAUGGUUGUGGUUUCUGGUGGGAUGAAUCAGCAGAGGAACCAGAUUGUUGAUGCUGUUGUCAUUGCUAGAAUCCUUGGUGCUUCUUUGGUUGUUCCUAUUUUGCAGGUCAAUGUCAUUUGGGGUGAUGAAAGUGAAUUUGCUGAUAUAUUUGACUUGGAGCACUUCAAGAGAGUUCUGGCCAAUGAUGUGCAUGUGGUUUCGGCCUUGCCAUCGACACACCUGAUGACAAAGCCAGUGGAGGGGAGCCCUCCCCUUCAUGUCACUCCUAGUUGGAUUCGCGCACGCUAUCUCAAAAGGCUCAACAGAGAAGGCGUGUUACUUCUACGUGGCUUGGAUUCAAGGCUGUCAAAGGAUCUUCCUUCUGAUCUUCAGAAGCUUCGAUGCAAGGUUGCUUUUAAUGCAUUAAGAUUUGCAAAGCCAGUCCUGGAACUAGGUAACAAGAUUGCAGAGAGAAUGAAGAGCAAGGGACCGUACCUUGCGCUUCAUCUUCGGAUGGAGAAGGAUGUUUGGGUGAGGACUGGUUGUCUACCUGGUCUGAGUCCUAAGUAUGAUGAGAUUGUAAAUAAUGAGCGGAUUCAACGGCCCAAGCUCUUGACAGCAAGAUCAAAUAUGACUUACCAUGAAAGGAAGCUAGCUGGCCUAUGCCCUUUGAAUGCUGUAGAGGUUACCAGGUUGCUUAAAGCUCUAGGUGCUCCGAAAAAUACUAGAAUUUAUUGGGCUGGAGGAGAACCAUUGGGUGGAAAAGAAGCCUUGUAUCCAUUAAUCAAUGAGUUUCAGCAUUUUUACAGCAAGGCAGAUCUUGCCUUGCCGGGCGAACUAGAACCUUUCAAGAACAAAGCUUCUCUAAUGGCUGCAAUAGAUUACAUUGUCUGCGAGAAGAGCGACGUUUUCAUGCCGUCUCAUGGAGGAAACAUGGGCCAUGCAAUUCAGGGUCACAGAGCCUAUGCAGGGCACAAGAAAUAUAUAACUCCAAACAAGAGACAAAUGCUACCUUAUUUUCUGAAUUCUUCCCUUCCGGAAGCCGAGUUCAACAAGAUUGUCAAGGGAUUGCAUCAGGACUCUUUAGGCCAGCCGGAACUCAGGACGAGCAAGGCCGGCCGGGAUGUCACCAAGUAUCCUGUCCCGGAGUGCAUGUGCAAUGGAUCCCGGUCGCGCUCUCGUUCUUGAGUUCCAUUUUUGAUGAAGAAAUAUACUGAUUUGUAUCGCAGGCAAUGUAGAUUUCUGUUAGAGUGAUAGGAGCAGAUUCAUCUUUGAUUCUUCAUACAGUCUUUGUAAAAAUGUAAAAUAGUAGUAUACAUGACAACAGAUUCAUUCUUUGAUUCUUCAUACAGAGUUUGUAUAGGAUAUAUACACGGGACUCUUUGUUCUUUCUGAUUCUUUUGUAAUACUACAAUUUUAAAGUCUUGUACACAUAAUUGAUUUUGUAUUAUUUCUA
Messenger RNA from Arachis stenosperma, 2101 nucleotides. RefSeq names its product O-fucosyltransferase 20-like. The record is from RefSeq and is a predicted model, not a curated record. Lineage: Eukaryota; Viridiplantae; Streptophyta; Magnoliopsida; Fabales; Fabaceae. Bases 76 to 1833 code for a protein of 585 amino acids. The transcript has 6 exons. Gene Ontology annotation, cellular component: cytoplasm.